GUGAGGGUUGGCAUUCAUCCGGAAUAUCACGAAGUCGAGGCCCGUUGCGCCUGCGGGGCGACCUGGAAGACUCGAUCCACCCGCAAGGAGCUCCGGCUCGAGAUCUGCUCCAACUGCCAUCCGUUCUUCACCGGCCGCCAGAAGCUGGAUCGACACCGAGGGACGCGUCGAGCGGUUCACGAAGAAGUACGGCCAGCAGACGGUGGCGCCACCCUCAAGGCCCGCCAGCAAGAGACCCGCAAGACGGCGGCCAAGCCCGCCGAGACGGCGAAGCCGGCGGCCGAAGCAAGCCCGCCAGCGGACACCCCGGCCGCGCCCGCCUCGUAA
Molecule: messenger RNA, 327 nt
Organism: Geodia barretti
Lineage: Eukaryota; Metazoa; Porifera; Demospongiae; Tetractinellida; Geodiidae
Source: the annotation of a GenBank genome assembly